Molecule: messenger RNA, 1287 nt
Organism: Ceratitis capitata (Mediterranean fruit fly)
Lineage: Eukaryota; Metazoa; Arthropoda; Insecta; Diptera; Tephritidae
Product: 2-acylglycerol O-acyltransferase 1
Exons: 6
Coding region: 208-1218 (336 amino acids)
Biological process (GO): triglyceride biosynthetic process
Cellular component (GO): endoplasmic reticulum membrane
Molecular function (GO): diacylglycerol O-acyltransferase activity
Source: RefSeq, a predicted model, not a curated record
GCAAUCGCACAAAAUCAAUUAGAAUUAUUUGCGCAAUUAGUUCUUAAUUUCGAGUUUUUAUGAUAAUUGUAAUCAAUUGCUUGAGUAAAUUUUUGCGGUGCUGCUAAAGAAAUGAACGAAAAAUCUUUGCACUCCCAUUUCGGACACACAAGCAGAUUGCACACUUUAAGCAUAAAUUAAAGUUUAUUUAAAUUUAGCGUGGAGAUAAUGGCGAAAAUAGAAAAAGGAUAUGCCACACCAUUUUUUAUAGGUGAAUUUGCGGCUAUGGUGUAUUUCCUGGUAGUAACAAUUGUAUUUCCCUGUUGUUGGUUAAUUACGAUUUUCUUGAUAAUUUACGGUAAUUAUUUUUGGAAAAUUGUAAUGCUUACAUAUCUCUUUUAUAUUCACAUAACAAACGCCAAAUUUUUUUUCAACAUUAAAGGAAAUGGUUUUCGAUUUCUACGCAGCAAUUGGUUAUGGAAACAGUUACGUCUUUACUUUCCUGUUGAGUUAGUGAAAACUGUGAAUCUACCUGCCGAUCGUCAUUACAUAUUCGCAAAUUUUCCCCACGGUGUUGUAACCUAUGGCUGUUCUAUUAAUGUUACCUUUGAUAUCGAUAAUUGGCUUGCAUUAUUUCCUGGUAUUCGCCCGAGACAGACCAUUUUAAAUGCAACCUUUUUAACGCCAUUUUUUCAUGAAUACUUACGUUGUUGCGGUUUCAUUUCGGUAUCGGAGAAAUCUUUAAUGCAUCACUUAACAACACGUUGGCGGGGUGAUGGAUUCACCUCAAAUGGCGUUGUGAUUAUGGUUGGUGGCGCCCAAGAGGCAUUAGACUCACAUCCAGGACAAUAUGAAUUGACAUUUUUACGGCGUAAAGGAUUCGUACGGGUGGCGAUUAAAAGUGGUGCCGCCAUCGUACCAUGUUUUACAUUUGGCGAGGUAGACAGUUUUGAUCGUUGGGACGGCCAUCGCGCGCAAUCUUGGCAAUUACUAAUAAAGUAUUUAUUUGGAAUAUCGAUAACGUUGAUAAAGGGUCGAGGCGGUUGUCCAUUGCCCUUUAAGCGGCGUAUCGUUCAAGUUGUUGGCGCACCAAUCGAUGUGGUACAAAGUGAUAAUCCGCAACCGGAAUAUAUUGAAGAAAUUCAUCAAAAAGUUGUUGAAAGUGUGAAGAAAUUAUUUGAGGAACACAAAAGCAAAUAUGUUGAAAAUUAUGAGAAUGUAAAACUUGUAAUCAACUGAGUAUAGCAUUCAUAUGUAUGGAUGUAUACAUGUAUGUAGCUGACUAUUAAAUGGAAUAAAUGGAGUACA